Molecule: messenger RNA, 1380 nt
Organism: Mollisia scopiformis
Lineage: Eukaryota; Fungi; Ascomycota; Leotiomycetes; Helotiales; Mollisiaceae
Exons: 4
Source: RefSeq, a predicted model, not a curated record
GUCACAUCAAGUGUCUGGCGCAAGCGCUUCCUGCGUACAUUCGACUUCGAUAACAGCCUCGAAACCGCCGAGAUGCUGAAGAAGUAUAAAUACCGACGCACGGUAUCCAAACAAUGGACAUGCUUCGACCUGGAUAAAUACGGAGGCGGGAGUAGCAGUUAUGAAGUUCAGGAGUUUCAAACUGUCAACCAGGAACAUUCCCUAAGGAUGUUCAGAGGUCUCAUUAUUGAUUCCAAUGCUAGUAUGGUUCCCGACGAGAACGGCCAGUUGGUACCUCAUGGAUUGAACCUGAAGUUUAUUCAAGACAUGAUAACUGGCAAUAACGGCAUGUCCUAUGUUGAUAUUAUUGAGUCUGUCUUCUGCACGAAAUACGACAAAGACAUUGGUCGAAACUUGAACAAUGUCAUGAGACUUGAUAAGCAGGGAUGUGCUCUAUACAAUGUCCAACUCUGCCUGUCAGCGUUGUCCUUGCACCCGAACUAUUGCAAUGCCAAGGUCUCCCACUUCGACAUCUCCCAACAUCAAGUCUAUUCUGCACCCUGCACGCAGCCACUCUUCCUUGACAAUUUGAAGCAAUCCGUCAACACUCGAUGGUUGUUACACAUCGUCAACUUCUUCAAGUUCCACUUCAAGUCUGGCGCCGAAGGUCUACUUGCUCACGCGUACUCUGUUCUUGAUGCUGAUCAAUACCCUCAAUUUUGGGUUGGCAAGCUUCAGGCUGGCACUCAGACGUUUGGCACUCAUUGGAAGGGAGCAUACAUGUAUCUCGAUCAACGCACUCUGAUGAGUUCCAGAUCGAAGAAUACUUCUAGGGGAACUGUCCACACGGACUCUUUGGAUGGUGGAGAGACUUUCCAGGAUAUGUCAUUUUUCUUCGACGAUGCGCAGUACGGCACCGAUAAGUGGCCUAAGCAAUGGGAGAGAAUUCUCGGUAGUGAUCCUUUCAAGGAGCUCGGCAAUCUCCGUACUCGAUACAGAAGAAAUCAGCCAGAGAGACCCGCGAUCAAGCAGUUUUGGGGUACUUCUCGAGGUUCCAAGCAGGGCCACUUCUUCGGUCGAAUCCAUGCCAUGGCCCCUCAAGCUGACAUACCCGGCUUCCAACGACUUGUCAUGAUGAAAUUCUAUACGAAGAAAGAGAACGGCGAACAAGUUUAUGAUCCAACGCAAGUCUGGGCAUACGAAGGUGUCGUCCUACCCGGACGCCGUAUUGUCGUUGGUAGAUGGUGGGACGCUCGCGGAGACAUUGAUGAUGAACGCAUCAACUCUGGGCCAUUCAUCUGGUGGAACGUUGACAGAAGUGGAGCUGCGAAGCCAAUCGACAAGGAUGAAGCCUUUGAUUUCCUCGAUUCAUUCCAAGAUCACGACCUGGGUGUUGUCUAA